CUCCUCUUUUUCAGUAAUAUUGUGCAGCAGCUGUGACCUUUGCUGUAGCGUUAUUGUGUAUUUGUGCUGUGACAGCUUUAGAGCCGAUGUGUUGUGAAGAAUUCUCACCUCUGCAAGUACAAGUGUGUUUUGCUGGAAAUGGAUCCGGUGUGUGUGUUUGUGUGUGUGUGGUGUUCGGCAGUAUUUGCAGUUGGACACAGGAGCAGACACUGCGCGUGCAUGUGUGUUUAGGUGUGUGUUUACCGUUUAGUGUCCAGCCCUUUUUGCUUUCAGAGAUUCGUGUGUGAGAGUUCUUCCUCCGGAUAGAACUGCCAAUGAUGGGACAGAUGUCACAGUGAUUGUUUUAGUGUAAAUAGAAGUGUAGUGUACUGUAGUAGUAUAUGCAUGCGUAUAGCUGCGCUCAGGUCAGACGGUAAGUGAAAACACAAAGCAUCAUGAGGUCAGAGUGGGAUUCAGACUCUGAUGACUGCGACUGGGGCGACAGUGAGGAAGAGGACAAUCAGCAAACUCUGAGGGAGGAUAUCAGAACAGCUAAUGUCAUCGCAGCAGAGUCUGUCACCUGCCUUGUGAUUGACAGAGACUCAUACAAACACCUGAUUGGAGGUCUGGAAGAUGUGUCCAACAAAGGCAGUGAAGACGCAGAGGCAGACGCAAAAUACGAGGCAGAGAAUGCAUUCUUCUCCAACUUAAACCUGUCUGACUUCAACAUCAUCGACACUCUUGGCGUUGGAGGAUUUGGCCGUGUUGAGCUGGUGCAGCUCAAGAGCGAUGAGAUGAAGACAUUUGCGAUGAAGAUCCUAAAGAAGCGCCACAUUGUGGACACGAGACAGCAGGAGCACAUCCGCUCUGAGAAACUGAUCAUGCAGGAGGCACAUUCAGACUUUAUAGUCAGACUCUAUAGGACAUUUAAGGACAGUAAGUACCUGUAUAUGCUGAUGGAGGUGUGUUUAGGUGGAGAACUGUGGACUAUUCUCAGAGACAGGUGA
Sinocyclocheilus grahami is the source of this 986-nucleotide messenger RNA. RefSeq names its product cGMP-dependent protein kinase 1-like. Gene Ontology annotation, biological process: protein phosphorylation. NCBI's taxonomy places the organism in Eukaryota, Metazoa, Chordata, Actinopteri, Cypriniformes, Cyprinidae. The coding region runs from base 435 to 986 and encodes 183 amino acids. The transcript is spliced from 6 exons. The record is from RefSeq and is a predicted model, not a curated record. Gene Ontology annotation, molecular function: ATP binding; cGMP-dependent protein kinase activity.